Messenger RNA from Fopius arisanus, 1153 nucleotides. RefSeq names its product probable malate dehydrogenase, mitochondrial. Gene Ontology annotation, molecular function: L-malate dehydrogenase (NAD+) activity. Bases 176 to 1120 code for a protein of 314 amino acids. The record is from RefSeq and is a predicted model, not a curated record. Lineage: Eukaryota; Metazoa; Arthropoda; Insecta; Hymenoptera; Braconidae. Gene Ontology annotation, biological process: tricarboxylic acid cycle. The transcript has 3 exons. Gene Ontology annotation, cellular component: mitochondrion; cytoplasm.
UUGUGUUUAUAAAAUAAAAAAUCAUAAAAUCUAUCGUUUUUUGAGUAGCCAAAAGUUUUCAUCCAAACAAGUGGAAGGUGAUCACACUGAUAAAAAUCCAGUUUCACCAGGAACUUGGGAAAGAUGUCCCGAGGAAGGUGAAAAGGAACUGUCAGUUGGAAUUCUAGGUGGUGGAAUGACUCCGAUAUUCACAGCUGUUCUGCUUAAGCAGUCGAAGCUUUUCAGAUCAAUAAAUAUCGUGGAUGUAACAAAUUCGCUGGCUGGAGCGGUUUUUGAUGCCGGUCAUAUUGACACAAAGGCCAAGAUCAAGUAUUAUCGCAAGUCUUCGUUAAAGGAAGGGCUUUCCAACGUGGACAUAAUAGCCCUGAUGGAUAACGCCGAGGGUAAGAUCCUCAGCACAGAACCGAAGAUUCAGUUGAUGAUGUCCUCGAAUUACGUCAAAGAAAUGGCGAAUGAAAUAUCGAAUAUAAAUCCCUGUGCCCUCGUCGCUGUUUUUGCACGUCCGGUAACUGCCACUCUACCUCUCGUAUCCGAAAUUUUUAACAGAAGAAACUGCUGGGACCCGAAUAAGAUCCUGGGAUCAGUGGCUUUGGAUGUCAUGAGAAUUGAGUCAAUGGCUGCAAAUCUUUUCCAUUUAAAUCCUUCAUUUUUAUCGGUUCCAAUGACAGGUGGUGCUGAUUCCACAACCUCUGUUCCACUGUUGACAAUAGCCAAGCCCCUCAAUCACAUCAGUAGAGAGCACGAAAAAUUGUUGAUGAACCAGUUGAGAUCCUGUGACAGAGAGUUGGAAGAGUGCGCUGAAAAUUUUAAUGGUCCAGCUAUGUCUUCGGGUGCAGCUGCUGCCAGAUUCAUCUCAACUAUCGGACGUGCUCUCGCUGGAGAGACAAACGUCAAAUGCAGUGCUUACGUACGAUCCAACAUCAUACCCUUCUGUCGAUUUUUCGCCAAUGAAAUUGAAUUGGGGACCACUGGCAUCAAGAAUAAUUACGGCUUGCCAAAGGUAUCCCCGAUGUCUGUAAAUCUCAUUCAACGAGCUAUUCCUAUUAUUACUGAGUUAUCUGAUAUGGCUUGUCAACCAAUUGUAGAUCAAGAAGAUUUAUCAAUUUGUACUAAAAUGUAAAAUUGUAAAGUCAAUGUGAAUGUCAUGAAUUAA